Messenger RNA from Taeniopygia guttata (zebra finch), 2354 nucleotides. NCBI's taxonomy places the organism in Eukaryota, Metazoa, Chordata, Aves, Passeriformes, Estrildidae. The record is from RefSeq and is a predicted model, not a curated record.
AUGGGGCGGCCCGGGAAGAGCCGGUUCCAGCGGGUGCAGCGGGCGCAGGCCCGGCAGCGCUCCCAGCAGCAGUUCGGCUCCAGCCGGUUCCAGCGGGUGCAGCGGGCGCAGGCCCGGCAGCGCUCCCAGCAGGAAUUCGGGUCCGUCCCUCACUCCUUCGUGUUCCCGCGCGGCCGCCCCGGGAGGAGCCUCCGGAGCCUCUGCAGAGACCUGAGGAGGGUCCUGGAGCCCUUCACGGCCCGGAACCUGCAGGUGCGCCGGAGCAAUUCCCUGCGGGAUCUGGUGGCCGUGGCCGGGCCCUUGGGGGUCUCCCAGUUCCUGGUGCUGAGCAAAUCCCAGACCGGGAUCAACCUGAAACUUUUCCGGCUGCCGGGGGGUCCCACCCUGACCUUCAAAGUGCUUCAGUAUUCCCUGGUCCGGGACGUGGUCUCCUCGCUCCGCAGGCACCGCAUGCACGAGCAGCAGUUCCGGCACCCGCCCCUGCUGGUUUUGGGCAAUUUCGGGGCGCGGCAGCCGCAGCUGAAGUUGAUGGCCGGGAUGUUCCAGGGGAUGUUCCCGGCCCUCAACGUCCACAAGGUCAAUCUGAAUUCCAUCCGCCGCUGUUUGCUGAUCUCCCACGACGCCGACGCGCAGCGCCUGGAAUUCCGCCACUACAGUGUCCAGGUGGUGCCCGUGGGGCUCAGCCGGGGGAUCCGGAAAAUUCUCCAGGAGAAAUUCCCGAACUUGGCCCGGAUGGACGACAUCAGCCAGCUGCUGCUGGGGGACGCUCCCCUGUCCGAGAGUGAGGCGGAGCCGGACGGGCCCCAGAACGUUCUGGAACUGGCGCAGAACUGCGCCGGACGCGGCAACAGCGCCGCACAACAGAGCGCCGUGAGGCUGACCGAGAUCGGGCCCCGUCUGACGCUGCAGCUGCUGAAGGUGGAGGAGGGGCUGGGCCAGGGCAACGUCCUGUACCACGGGCUGGCCCCCAAAGGUGAGCAGGAGCUGCAGGUGCUGCAGGCCCGCCGGGAGCAGCGGCUGCAGGUGAGGGCGGAGCGGCGCCGGGAGCAGGAGCAGAACCUGCAGCGGAAACGGCGGCAGCGCGAACAGCACAGGGAGCGCAGCCUGGCCGGGAUGCGCCGGGCCGCAGGUGGCACAGGUGGCACAGGUGGCCCAGGUGGCCCAGGUGGUGGCCCAGGUGGUGGCCCAGGUGGUGGCCCAGGUGGUGGCCCGGCAGGUGACAGUGACGCUGAGGACCCCGGCGCACCUGAGGCAGGUGAGGCGGAGCCGUCGGACGAGGACGAGGCCGAAUAUUACAGACAGGAGCUGGGGGAGGAGCCCGACACAGAUUUGUUCCCCGGUCACGCCAAGAGGAAGCGAAGCCCCUCGGCCGCGCCCCGAGCCCGGAAACGACGGAGGAGGAGCCCAAAAUCCACACCUGGAACCCCAAAAUCCACACCUGGAACCCCAAAAUCCCACCCAGGAACCCCAAAAUCCCACCGGGGAACCCCAAAAUCCACACCUGGAACCCCAAAAUUCCACCCUGGAACCCCAAAAUCCCACCCAGGAACCCCAAAAUCCACACCUGGAACCCCAAAAUUCCACCCAGGAACCCCAAAAUCCCAACAGGGAACCCCAAAAUCCCACCCAGGAACCCCAAAAUCCACACCUGGAACCUCCAAAUUUCACCCAGGACAUCCCAAAAACCCCCAAUCCCGCCCCAAAAACCCCAAAUCCCACCCGGGAAAUCCCAAAAACCCCAAAUCCCACCCGGGAAAUCCCAAAAAUCCCAAAUCCCAUCCGGGAAAUCCCAAAAAUCCCAAACCCCACCCGGGAAAUCCCAAAAAUCCCAAAUCCCGCCGUGGGAAGCUCCUGACACCCCAAAAAAUCCCGAAUUUCCCACGGCCGGGACGGGCCAAAAAAAGGAAAAAUUGAGAGGGGGGGAAGAAAAAUAAAAAUUUGGGAAUUUGGGAUCCCCCUGAUCCCACCGGGAUGGGGAAUUUGGGGUCCUGAGGAAUUUUGGGAAUUUCCAGAAGAACUUUGGGAUCCCCAAGGGGAAUUUUGGGAUUUCCAAAAGGGGAUUUUGGGGAUUUCCAGAAGAAUUUUGGGAUCCCCCAAAUCCAGCUGGGAGCACCCCAAAAAAACGGGAAAAUAGAAAAAAAAGGGGGGGAAAAAACCCUCAAAAAUGGGAAAAACACCUUAAAAAUGGGGGGAAAAAUAUCCCCAAAAUCGGGGGGAAGCCCCAGAACUCCUCAGUGGGAAUUUCAGGAACUUCCAAGGAGAUGUCGUGGCCGGAAUUCCGGGUUGGAAAUUUGGGAAUUGUGGCCCCUCCCCCGCUGGGAGGAGCAGGAAUAAAGUUGGAUCCAGACCAGGAA